Cucurbita maxima (winter squash) is the source of this 872-nucleotide messenger RNA. Its product is annotated as protein LURP-one-related 5-like. The transcript is spliced from 2 exons. Bases 101 to 730 code for a protein of 209 amino acids. Lineage: Eukaryota; Viridiplantae; Streptophyta; Magnoliopsida; Cucurbitales; Cucurbitaceae. The record is from RefSeq and is a predicted model, not a curated record.
AUUCUGUCCCCUUCUCAUUCUUCUCCACUCCCACACUUUCCAUCUUCUUCAUAAAAGGACAGACCUUUCUGUUUCUCUGCAUCACCACUAACCCACCCAAAUGAAGGUUUCUUCCAUUGAUGACUCUGAGUUUUCCUGUAAUAGAAUUGGAUCCACUCCCACCGCCGACACCCACUUCACUGUCAUGAAAACGUCUCUCUUCUUCGCCGGCGACGGCUUCACUGUCUAUGACUGCGAAGGCAAGCUCGUCUUUCGAGUCGAUUCCUAUGGCCCUGAUGCUCGUUACAGGGAUGAACUAGUUCUCAUGGACCCUCAUGGUCGUUGCCUCUUCACUGUCCGCCGCAAGAGACCGAGUUUGCAUCAACGGUGGGAAGGGUAUCUUCGGGAGAGGAUCAACGGGCAGAAACCGGUUUUUGGAGUGCGACGGUCGUCGAUCAUCGGACCGUCGAGUUUGACGGUGGAGAUGUAUGGAAAUCCCGGUAAGGAGUAUCAGAUCGAGGGGUCAUUUGGGCAGCGUUUAUGCACAGUUUUGAAUGUGAAGAAAGAGGCGGUGGCUAAGAUUAGAAGGAAAGUUGAUGCUUCGACUAAUGUCGUGCUUGGAAAAGAUGUCUUUUCCCUUUCUGUAAAGCCUGGUUUUGAUGGGGCUUUUGCUAUGGCUUUGGUGCUUAUUCUUGAUCAGAUAAGCGGUGAUGAAGGGAUUGGUGGCGAACCAGAUCGGACCCUAGUUUGAUUUUGAGGGCUUGUUUAUUUGAUCGAGCCAUUGGCUCCUCUACUUUUAAUGCCGUUGUUUAUAGUUUUUUUGGAUGGUGAUGAAUGUGUACAUUUAACCAUUUAUAGCCUGAAAUGGAAAUAAUGGAAUUUGAAUAUCAUCA